This is a messenger RNA of Aureococcus anophagefferens, 792 nucleotides long. RefSeq lists its product as hypothetical. The record is from RefSeq and is a predicted model, not a curated record. Gene Ontology annotation, molecular function: ABC-type transporter activity; ATP hydrolysis activity; ATP binding. Gene Ontology annotation, biological process: transmembrane transport; lipid transport. Lineage: Eukaryota; Pelagophyceae; Pelagomonadales; Pelagomonadaceae. The transcript has a single exon. The annotation marks the transcript as partial. Gene Ontology annotation, cellular component: intracellular membrane-bounded organelle; membrane.
AUGGAGCCGCUCCUCGCGAGUGAGCACGCGCGGCCGGCGCCGGGCGCCCUCCAGGACGCGAAGCUGACUCACGGCACGCCGCCGUCCGUCGUCUGCCGCGACCUCCGGAAAGUUUACGGCGGCAAGGCCGUCGUCGACGACCUCAGCCUCGACAUGUACGAGGGCGAGAUCUUCUCGCUGUUGGGCCACAACGGCGCGGGCAAGUCGACGACCUGCGGCCUCCUGACGGGCAUCGUCGCGAGCGACUCGAAGAGGGAAGAUGGGGGCGCGGUCGUCUACGGCCACGGCAUCCGCGGCGGCAUGACGGCCGUGCGCCAGCUCGCGGGCUUCUGCCCCCAGCACGACUGCCUCUUUGAGAAGCUGUCCUGCUACGAGCACGUUGUCUUCUUCGGGCGACUGAAGGGGCGGGCCCAGGCGGACGCGGAGCGCGCGGCCGCAGAUCUGCUGGACCGGUUUCGAUUGGGCGACCGGCGGAGCGACCUGGCCUGCGAGCUGUCCGGCGGCAUGCGGCGCAAGCUGUCGACGGCAAUCGCCCUCUGCGGCGGGUCCAAGUUCGCGCUGCUCGACGAGCCGACCGCGGGCAUGGACGCGCUCGCGCGACGCGAGCUCUGGGACCUGCUCGCCGCCGUGAAGCGGGACCGCACGGUCCUGCUGACGACGCACUACAUGGACGAGGCCGACGCCCUGGGCGACCGCAUCGGCAUCAUGGUCUCCGGCGUGCUGCGGUGCUGCGGGACGUCCCAGUUCCUCAAGCGGUACUACGGCGCGGGCUACCGGGUCGUCUGCGAGCGG